CUGAGGAACGUCGAACUUCGAAUACUUUUCGAAUGCAGAGACACCGACGCUUGCAAACUCCACCAAAAAUACAGCAAAAAAACAAUAAUAUAGGUCGUUGCUUUCAAGAAACAACAACAUCCGUUCGCCAUAUUUCCGAUACAGUUCAUAACUGCUCUUAUUGUAAUGCAAAACUUUUUUUAACUGAAACACAAGAAAUGUGCUGCAAAGAUGGAAUCUACAUGUUCAGGGUACAAGGCGGGAUUUACCACUCUAUAGGAUCCCUUUUUCCAAUCGAUGGAGUACCUAGAUUCCUUCAGUUAUAUAUAUAUGAUACUGAGUACGAAACAGAUAACAGGCUUUCCAUUAUGCCUAAACUUCAUCGCGACACUUUAGAAUUCAUUAAAACAUUAUUAAACCAAUUGAACCUCUUCGUAACCAAUUUUCGUUCGAUUAGCUCAAAUAAUAACAUUAAUAAUCUUCAUUUACUUAUCAGAGCUGAUCAUAAGUUAGACCAACCUAUUUACAAUAAACCAACCGCCUCACAAGUAGCAGCUGUAUGGGUGGAAGGGAAUAACCCUAUAGAAUACACAAAGCGUGACAUAAUUAUCCAAUCAUGGUCCCAAGGUUUACGUAGAGUUUCUGAGCUAAGCGGGACAUAUGAUCCAAGCAAUACCCGCUUAUUUUUCCGAACGGUGAUUAUGGAUGGAAUCCCGAGAUAUUACAAAAUAUGUCUCAAAAAAAAAUUAUUUCAACAAUACAUUGUUGACAAUUAUGUUAAAAUCGAAUCUGCACGCAUUAACUAUUUACGCUUUUCACAAAACAAGAUUCGUAGCGAACUUUACCAGGGUUUGCAAGAUUCUUUUCAGGCUGGUAUAUCUAAUGCAUCGCAAGUAGGACGUCGUAUUGUCUUACCUUCAUCGUUCAUAGGUGGGCCACGUGAAAUGUACCAACGCUACCAAGAUGCAAUGGCGUUGGUACAAGCCUAUGGAAGACCAGACAUAUUUAUCACCAUCACGU
Molecule: messenger RNA, 999 nt
Organism: Dentiscutata heterogama
Lineage: Eukaryota; Fungi; Glomeromycota; Glomeromycetes; Diversisporales; Gigasporaceae
Source: the annotation of a GenBank genome assembly